AUGUCGCUCAAGUUCUACCAGACUUCCGACCUGGAGCGGCCAUGGCGUCCACCAGUCAUGGACGAGGACUGCCGGCGCUACCGCCGCCGAGCACAGCGGACCGGCAAGUGGAUUCCGCCCCAGCUUGCCUUUGAAGAAGUUAUCAGGAAUAACACAGAAUCGCCAUGCUCACUAAACGACUUUGUGGACUACCUAGUCUAUGUCGAACAGGACGCGGAACCCCUGCAGUUUUUCCUAUGGUACUGCGGCUACGUCCAUGAGUGGACGACCCUGGCGCCUGAGCAACGUGCUCUUGCGCCGCGUUGGGAUCCGGACCGCGGCAGGAAGCUCACCUCCAAGGAGAGGAGGGCCAAGAAUUCGAGUAAAGUCAGCAACAUCCUCGAGAUGCUCGACGAGACCAGCGACUACGCUAAAGCCAAGGCGGGAGGCAACCAUACGCGCGACGCAUCGUCGGCAACGAACUUUUCGCACCCCAGAGUAACUAUUCUCAGGAAUGAUGAGAUGGAGGAGGAGGAGGAGGAGGAGGAGGAGAAGGGAACAGGUUCACAAGCACCAGCAGCAUCACAACCCUUCCGCGCCGACAUCAACGCCAUAACGAAGCACUACAUCCACUCAACCGCUCCGCGCCGCCUAAACCUUACAAAGGACGACCGCAACGCCGUCCUGACAGCAACGGCAUCCACGACGCACCCCUCGGCCCUCCUCCCGGCCUUUGAAAAGGUCGAAGCCCUCCUGCGCGGCAAGCUCCAUCCAGAUUUCAUCCGGCAUGCCAUGGCCAAUGCAAACCGCGCCGCGACACACCUCCUCCGCCUCCUCGGUUUUGUGUUGAUCAUCCUGGGCCUGGGCCUCGACGUCGCACUCAUCUUGUCAUCCUUCUCGCGCUACUACCGCCUCCUCUCCAUGCCCCUCCUCUUCUCGGGUCUCGCCAUCCUCGUCGCGGCCCUCGACGGCGUCUCCUUAUCCCUCCAUCUCGCGCGCAGACGCCACAUUCGGCCCUGGGAGGUGCCCGACCUAGAGGCCGGCACGGGUGCCGCGAGGAAGCACGACAGAGUAGCCCACCGCCGCGCUGCGACGAGCGAGAGUGUUGCCGGCGCCGUCGAUCCGCUUCGAAAACCCGCACUCUCGACGCUGGGCCCGGAGAAUAACCUGUUCUCGGGUGAGGAGUGGGUUGCCGCAUAUGGGCGCCGGUGGCUUUGGCGGCGGGUGUUUGAGCGCAGCCGGGCGAGCCGGAACUUGCACCUGCGGAUCCUGCAGGACGGUGUCGUCGCGGGUGCGGUGCUUUGGGCUUCGCUGGCAACGAUUGGGUUGGGGGUCGGGUCGGUGUUUAUACCCUCGUAUCAUCUGUUUUGA
This is a messenger RNA of Colletotrichum orchidophilum, 1350 nucleotides long. RefSeq lists its product as uncharacterized. Bases 1 to 1350 code for a protein of 449 amino acids. NCBI's taxonomy places the organism in Eukaryota, Fungi, Ascomycota, Sordariomycetes, Glomerellales, Glomerellaceae. The record is from RefSeq and is a predicted model, not a curated record. The transcript has 3 exons.